Molecule: messenger RNA, 6873 nt
Organism: Amphiprion ocellaris (clown anemonefish)
Lineage: Eukaryota; Metazoa; Chordata; Actinopteri; Pomacentridae
Gene: slc39a6
Product: solute carrier family 39 member 6
Exons: 12
Coding region: 297-2675 (792 amino acids)
Biological process (GO): intracellular zinc ion homeostasis; zinc ion import across plasma membrane
Cellular component (GO): membrane
Molecular function (GO): zinc ion transmembrane transporter activity
Source: RefSeq, a predicted model, not a curated record
GGCUGGUGCAGAGCGCACAGCCGCAACGUGUUUCUGUUUACCUCCUGCGGGCUCCGGUCCGACACGGACACGCGUGGCCGCCGCUCGUAGCACCGGAGAUGGUUUUAGUGUUUUUUAGUAGUUUGUAGUUUGAGCGGCGGACGGAGGCCGAGGCUGGGCGGGAACACGAGGCCCGAGUCUGGGCCGCAGACACCCGGAGGAUGCCGUCUGUCAGCAUCCUCCGGGACAUUUAACCAGCUAGCCGGCUAGCAGGGAGGCUAACCCGGCUAGCUGUGCGUUCAAACCGCGGAGAGACGAUGAAGGAAGAGAUGAGUGCCGUCCUCCUGGUCUUCGGGUAUCUGUUCGCCCUGAGCGAUGGUUCGGCCGGUCCGGACUGCGACCCGUCCACCACGGAGGCGAGCGACGCGGUGCGUUUACUGUCAGCUGGAGUCGACAUCCAGAGAGCCGAGCGGAGCCAGAAGCAACACCUGGAGGCUCUGUUCAACAGAUAUGGAGAAAACGGCACCAUCUCUCUGGCCGGGUUGAAGCGCCUCCUGCAGAACAUCGGGUUGGGUAGCGUCAGGGCCAUCACUGUGCAACAUCACGAGCAGCCGGGUCACCAUGACCUCCACCACCACCACUAUCAUCAAUACCAUGUGCACCACAACAGGUCGCAUCACCACAAACAUGGCGAUGCGUCACCGCCGGAGAAGAUUCCAAAGAACCAGGAUGGAGCACCGGGGAAGAAAAGCGCGAACCUGGAUGGUCACGAUAAGAAAACGAUCGCGGCAGCUCAGGAGGUUGAAACCACGGCAGCUUACAGAGCUCAGCUUGUGGUCAAAGCACAAGACGGCAACCCCGAGAGACCGAGUCCUGCAGGGGAGGAAACUACCAGAGGGAACGCUGCCGGGCUCGUCACUGAGAGUCAGACUCAGGCAGCGGUUAGCCAAGGUGACGGUCACGGCCACGACCAUGACCACGACCACGACCAUGACCAGGACCAUGGCCACGACCAUGACCACGACCAUGACCACGACCAUGACCAGGACCAUGACCAUGACCACAAUCACGGCCACGAUCACGACCAUGACCACGACCAUGACCAGGACCAUGACCACAUGAACCAGGAUCAUCUCCGCAACCACAGCCUGGACAGUGUGGAGUGUCUGAACGCCUCCAGCAUCCUCUCCUCACAUGGGAUGUCUCAGGAAGUGGGCAUGACCCUCGGAGACUUCAGCUUCCUUUGCCCCGCCCUCCUCAACCAGAUCGACGGAGGAGCCUGCAUCAUGCACGGAGACGCCUCUGAACACGAGCACAGAGGACACAAACAUCACAAACAUGCUCACAAUCACCACGGAGACCACAACCACUCCGACCACGGCGAGCGAUCUGCCGGAGAGAACGGCAAAAACAUCACAACAGCGUGGGUGGGUGGAUUCCUCUCCAUCACCAUCAUCAGCCUGCUGUCGCUGCUCGGUGUCGUCCUCAUCCCGCUCAUGAACAGAGUCUUCUUCAAGUUCCUCCUCAGCUUCCUGGUGGCGCUGGCGGUGGGAACGCUGAGCGGCGACGCCUUCCUGCACCUCAUCCCCCACUCUCAGGGAGGCCACCAUCACCACCACGAGGACAUAGGGCUGAACAUGGAUGGACAUAACCACCAUGAUGAGCGAGAGGAAAACCUGGACGCGGUGUGGAAAGGUCUGACGGCACUCAGUGGAGUCUACUUCAUGUUUCUGAUCGAGCACUUCCUGACGCUGGGGAAGAUGUACAAGGACAAGAAGCAAAAGAUCCAGAAGAAAUGGGAUCAGAACGACAAAGCAGACCCAGAAAAGCAACCGGCUCUGGAGGAAAACGACAUGAAGCCAAGCGAAGAUGUGGAGACCAACGGUGCCGGUGCGUUCGGCGACCACUCGAGCAGCCUGCAUGGUGGCAGCGUGGCGGAGGAGGAGCAGGUGAUGUUGGCGCCGCAGGUGUCCGUCGUGUCGCCGCAGGGUUACGGCCGGACGUCGGGCGGCGCCUCCUACACGGCCGAGGACUGCGAGAACAAAUGCCACUCCCACUUCCACGACACGGUGGGCCAAGCCGACAGCAUGCACCACCACCACCACGACUACCACCACAUCCUGCACCACCACCACUCCCAGAACCACCACCCGCACAGCCACUCCCACUCCUACUCGGAGCAGCACUUCCAGGAGGCCGGCGUGGCCACGCUCGCCUGGAUGGUCAUCAUGGGAGACGGACUGCACAACUUCAGCGACGGCCUGGCGAUCGGUGCUGCCUUCACUGAAGGUCUGUCCAGCGGACUCAGUACAUCUGUGGCUGUUUUCUGCCACGAGCUGCCGCAUGAGUUGGGUGACUUUGCGGUGCUUCUGAAGGCCGGUAUGACGGUGCGUCAGGCCAUUCUAUACAACGUGCUGUCGGCCAUGAUGGCCUACCUGGGCAUGGUGACGGGCAUUUUGAUCGGACAUUAUGCUGAAAAUAUCUCCAUGUGGAUAUUCGCCCUCACAGCUGGGCUCUUCAUGUACGUGGCGCUGGUGGACAUGGUGCCUGAGAUGUUGCACAACGAUGCCGGGGACCACGGCUUCAGCCACUGGGGCUUCUUUCUCCUCCAGAACGCCGGCAUCCUGCUGGGCUUCUGCAUAAUGCUGCUGAUCGCCAUUUUUGAGCACAAAAUCCAGCUGGACCUGGGAUACUGAGGGAGAAGCGGCGCUCAGCUCAAUGUUGCAUUCCAGCGUCUCUGUCUGAUGUGUAGUGUUUUUAUUUUUUAUUUGCUGUCAACAGACUCCGGUCACCACGGUUUAGUUUUCACAUCGUGUUGCAAGAAGCACCAGUUCAGACACGAAGGUGGAAUGUAAUCGACCCGCCGCUCAGUCGGUGGAGCUGAUGGAAACAGGAGUUCAGGAGCUUCUGAGGCUCAGAUGUCUGCUGAUUGGACUGAUUUUAGGAGAAAAAGUAGCUCAGAAAGUAGUUUUGUUUUGUAUUAGCUUGGACUGUGGUAAAGCAUGCAGCAGUUCCUCCCUGUAUCAACAAACUCUUCACCCCUGAAGUGGGAGUCAACGAAGUGUAUGACGCAAAAGUUGAGGUUCAGGUGUCGAAGUAGAUUAGUAGAUUGUUACGGUUAAUCCAAUAAGUUUAAAGUGUUUCUGCUGCUGAGUCAAACUGGAUCAGUGUUACAGAGGAUCCCCAAAGAGUCAAAACACCAAACUGGGUAGCAGGUUACACCAAAAUCCCCCCUUCCAGCACUUAACAUCGUUUCCAAAUGCAGCAGAAUCUACAGCCAGAUUUAGCCUUAGUUUACAAAUUAUUUAGCGUUGGCACCAUUAGGGCGAUGAUGAUUACCAGUUAGUCUGCUAUUUGUUUCAGAGAAUGUUCCAGCUUAACUGUUUUGUUGCAGAUACAAACUUUUAACACUUGACUGUCAUAUCUGAUAAAAGCGUUACCAAUUAUCAGUGGAUUAAUUAUUGACGUGAAUGAAGCGGUGCAGACAUUUUUUUGACUAAUGACGUGACUGUAGCGGCUAACAUGGCUCAUUUACAUCAACCACUCUGCAACACGAAUUCUGCCACAGUAUAUUUUGAUUUCUUUUGAUGAUGUGAACUCUGACCAGAAGUCAUUAAGCUUCACAGAAGUCUUUGUCAUGGUGCCCCUCGCUAGCUAAACCCCCAGAAUGCUCUUUGCUUGCUAGGAUGAACAACCUGUAAUCUAAAUAAUGCCCCAGAAGGAUGGAAGCUCUGAAUGAUGUUUCCAAUCAAUGAUCGCUUCAUUAUCAGUCAGUAAUUGAUCGAUUGAGAACACAGAAUGAAGACAUUUCCUCAGUGGUGAAAUUGUUGUUUUAGACAUGAUUUGGGCCACAAAGGCAGCUGAGUUACAUAUUUAGGUAGAAACACUGAUGUAGUCGAUUCCAGUUCAUCUUAAUCAUGUGAGCUGAUAGGUCAUUAACCACCACUGAAGUCUUUGUCAUGGUACCCGUUGCUAGCCAAACGAUGCUCUCUGCUUGCCAACAUGAGAUUCCUGUAGUCUGAGUGACCUCCUCUGGGCUCUACAGUAUUAAAGACACUCCACCUGGUGGAACAAGCAGGUACUGCAGCUGAUCUGCAUUUACUGACCUGCAGGUUCCUCAUCUUCUGCCUCAGCCGUUAAUAUAACUUUGAUUGGGUAAACCAGUAAAUUUAAUUAAUUAUUUAACCAAUAGUUAUUAAAAUUCCUAGAUUAGAUAACUUCCUGUAUUGGUCCAAUGCUCAAAAACCAAAAGAUAAUAAGAAAAAACUAAGUAUUUGGGUUUAAAAGUUGGAACCAGGAAGUUUUUGGUAUUUUUGUUUCAAUAAUUGAUUUUCUGUUGAUAGAUUCGUGCUUUCAGUUCUAACAGUGGUCAUGCAGUACACAGUCUCUGGUUCUGGAGGUGCUCCUUCGUGUUCAUUGUGAACAUGUUUAUGAGGGGAUUUAAAAGUGUUACCCAGUGUUGUUGUGUUUGCUGCACAGGGCAGUGCACUCAUGUUUGUCAAACGUUAACACACCAUUUAAAGCUCAGAUCAGGCUCCAGACCUUCUGUGUAGAAGACGCAGUUAGUGAGAUGUAGACGGGAGUUUGCUGCUAACGAAGCUGCUUCUCUGGAGUCUUAAUAACAGGACAUCUGUGCCUCUCAGUGUGGAGGCUAAAGGAGAAUUAUGGUUUAUUUCAACCUGGUGAAUCUCCCAGUAAUGUGGCUGCUGUGGCUCUAAGGGUUGUACCAGCUUUCCAUCAAAGUUUUACAGAGAACAGCUUUGUAAACUCUGAGUUUUUUCCAGCGUAGUCAGCGAGUCACUUCACACAGCGAUGUACGAGGUGUUAAAUAGAGCCAUAAUGUUACUCUCCAGCGUCUCUUUUUACUUGUUACACAACUAGUUUUAUCAUUUUUCGUGUCUGCAGACGAGCCAUGCCCUGCAGCAGAGAGUCUGAAAAGAAUCAAUUCCAGCAGCGUCAAGUGUUCUGUAUUUUUUAAACUUUUGUUUUUUUUAUUGUUUUUAUUUGUUACAUAGAAAGAGUUAGUGUGGCAGCUUAAAAAUCCUUUGUUCUAAUAUUCCUCCUGUUCAGGUUGAAUGUGGACUUUGACAGCAGAAGAUCCAACUGUGAACGUCCAGCUUCAGUCUGAAAGGUCUGAAUGUUUGUUUAUUGCAUCUGAUGUUUCGUUAAGUAACGCGGUUCUGUACGGAAGAAGGUUCAGGGUCACUGUAAAAGAAUUAGUUUGACCUUAAUGCCAGAGCGCUGAGAAAAUUCUCUUUUUAAGGUGUUUCCUUAAAUAACAAGGUCAGAAUUGUUUUUUAUUGAAUUUGACUGUAGAGUUUUAUGUUACCCUGAUAUUUUUCUUUGAAUUUAAAGUCUGGCUUUAAAGACAGAAUUCAAAGAAAAACCUCAGAAUUUGGAAAUAAAGUCAAAACUUUGGUGAAAAAAGAAAUCCUGACUUUUAGAACAAUUUGAAGUCAGAAUUUCAGAGAAAAAGAUGUUUUGAGUUUUGAGAGUAACAUCAGGAUUCUGACCUGAAUUCUAACUUUUGAAGUCCGGAUUCAAAAAGAGAAAAAUCUGAAUUCUGACUUUUAAAGUUUGUAUUCAAAAAAAGUGUCUCAGUUCUGACAGGAAAUUCAGAAUUUGGAGCCAAAAAGUCAGAAUUCAGACAAAAAUUCCUGAAUUUUAAGUUGAAACUAGAAAUUCUGACUUCUUUUAAAGAAACCUCAAAGAGCUUUAAUUUUCUCCAGCGGCUCUGAUCCUCUUUGGUUCCAUCACAGGUUGAGCAGAAAACAUUAUUUUUCCCUUUAAACAGGAAACAAACAGAAAGUUGGGUGACAUGGAGCUCAGUGUGUAUAUUACUGUGUGUAUAUACUUUUAUAUGCAGUUCAGCUUUGAUUUGUUUCACUCACUGUGCUGUUUGUCAUGAAGUUUGUGAGUCUGAGCGACGCAGAAAACAUUACAUGUGAUUUACAGUUUGGGAAAAGUGUGUUUUAAUCCAAAAAGAAAAAAGAGGAUCGAAUUAUUCUUUUACAUUUGUGUCCAAAAGUGUUUAAAAUGCGUCUGUUAAUGAAGAGAAGUGCAGCAGGUGGAUCAAAUCACAAAGACGUUGAGCAGCUCUGCAGCAAAGUUUCAUUUUUAAAGGUUCUGUUUGUUAAAAUAAUCAAAGUUAAAUAUAUGAGACAAAAAUUUAAAUCGGGGCAAAAUCUGUGUCAGAAUCAAGCAUGCAGGACUCUCCGGAUGAUUCUUGCAAAAUAGAACAUUUCUGGUUGUCAGAUAACAUUUUAUUUAACAAUUAAAAGCAGGAAACGAACAUCUGGGAGCAGCUGUGCCACAUCUGGGGCUGAAAAGAUGAUAAAUAAUUAAUGUUUCUUGAUUUAAUUCCAACGUCCUGUGAGUUUGUAUCGAACACGACACGUAAAAAUGGAUCAAAAUGAUCAGAUUUACAGCUUUGCUCCCAAACAUGAUGUUAAACUGUAAAAAGAAGAAUUCUUCUGCUUGUUUAAAAGUUGAAAUGUGACGUGUUUUUCUGUGAUCAGAGCCUUUCAAGUGUUUUUAAAGCCUGACAAACUCAAAUCUCCAAAUCCAGCUGCGAGACUCAAAUUUGAAAGCAGCUGAAGUCCUCAUUUUGACAUUUUGGUCUUUUUCGGAACAAAAUUAACAUAAAUAAUACUCACACUUUUCUGAAAAGUGAAAAACUGUUAGUUGUUGUAAUAUUUAAUGAAGCUGCUUGUUUCUGGAGGCUCUCAUGUGACCUUAAAACAAGAAGCAGAAUCGACCAAACGGCUGUUUGGCUGCAGAGCUGUUUUAAACGCUGUUAUUUUGUCCACCUCUGGACAAACCUUCAGGCAGCUUUGAUGUUGACUCACUGUGACAUUCCUGAACACCAAUAAACUUUUGGUCUUCUUCCCACAA